Messenger RNA from Drosophila rhopaloa, 1179 nucleotides. RefSeq names its product WD repeat-containing protein 5. Gene Ontology annotation, molecular function: protein binding. NCBI's taxonomy places the organism in Eukaryota, Metazoa, Arthropoda, Insecta, Diptera, Drosophilidae. The record is from RefSeq and is a predicted model, not a curated record. The coding region runs from base 117 to 1145 and encodes 342 amino acids. The transcript has a single exon.
UUAAAACUAAAGACGGAUAAACAAAAGAGGUUGUUACCAAAUUGCCCACGACUUCAUUCACGACUGUUUUUAAGGUUUUCCAGAUUGAAAUCGAUCCGGAAGAAUCCGAAUCCGCAAUGAUUGAUUUGACAGAUGCUGGUGAGAAUCUCGGAACCGUGACCCCCAUCCUGGAGUCCGGCGGCAAUCCCUUCAAGCUGCCCCUGCCCCCCGGCCAGCUCACCAAGCAGAAGCCCCCAUCGCCGGGCUACGCCAUCACGAACUCGCUCCUCGGACAUGUUGGCUGCAUUACGGCCGUGAAGUUCAGUCCGGAUGGCAGUCACGUAACCAGCGGCUCGGCCGACUGUCUCCUCAAGCUGUGGGACGUGCAGGCCGGCAGCUGCAUCCAAUCUCUGGUCGGGCACCAGAUGGGUAUCAACGAUGUGGCCUGGUCCGCGAGUGGAAUCCUGGCCAGCUGCAGCGAUGACAAGACCGUGCGCUUCUGGGAUCCGCGCAGCGUGCUCUGCGUUCAAACUCUGGAUGGGCACGGCGGAAUCGUCUUCUCCUGCUGCUUCAAUCCGCAGUCCACUCUGCUGGCCUCCACCAGUUUCGACAAGACGGUCCGCCUGUGGGAUGUGCGGACCGGGAGAACCCUGAAGACAGUGACCGCCCACCAGGAUCCCAUCAGUUCGGUGGACUUCAACCGGGAGGGCAGCCUCUUCGUGACCAGCAGUUUCGAUGGACUGGUGCGCCUGUGGGACACGAGCACCUGCCAGGUGCUAAAGACGCUCAUCGACGACGACAACACGCCAGUGGGCCAUGUGAAGUUCUCGCCCAAUGGCCGCUACAUCCUGGCCUCCACGCUGAACAACACGCUCAGGCUGUGGAAUUACGAGAAGACCAAGUGCCUGAGGGUCUAUCGCGGGCAUGUGAACGAGGCCUACUGCCUGUCCUCCAACUUCUCCAUCACCGCGGGCAUCUGGAUCGUAUCUGGCAGCGAGGACGAGACGCUGUGCAUCUGGGACCUGCAGACGAGGAAGCUGGUCCAGAAGGCGGCCACACAGGGCGACCGGGUGCUCUGCACCGCUUGCCAUCCGACGGCGAACGUGAUCGCCACCGGAGCACUGCAGAACACUUACGCCGUCAAGAUCUGGAAGAGCAGCGAGUAGUGAUCCUGGCAAUCAACUAAAGUAUACCGAUCAA